Molecule: messenger RNA, 2518 nt
Organism: Gryllus bimaculatus (two-spotted cricket)
Lineage: Eukaryota; Metazoa; Arthropoda; Insecta; Orthoptera; Gryllidae
Source: the annotation of a GenBank genome assembly
CCUAUUACGAGCUGUUAAGAUGCCUCAAUAUCCCAGUCGGUGCAGGAGUUCAGAUGUACAGAAGCAGUGACACUCAAGGCGGCGGCAGAUACAUAAACUGUGACAUACGUUUACCACGCGCGUGGUGGCGAGGCUCCGGUGGCGAGGAGGCGCCGACGCCCUCCGGCCAGGGUGGCGCCAGCGGGCCGCUGCCCUCGCAGCAGGCGUUUCGCCCGCAGCAGCAAACGGCAGCCGCGCCGCCCUUGACACCAGGAGGGGAGGAGGCCGAGGUGGAUGGCGCUCUCUGGCGCUCCCUGGACGAGCGAAUGCGGUGGCUGGAGGAGAGGUGGGGGCAGCCGGAGCCUGCCCGGAACUCCACUCGCCCGAGCGCCCACGGAGACGCAGCGGCCGACGAACACCCGUCGACGCACCACCUGGUCAGCAGAGUAGAGAAACUGGAGGCGAUUGUUCAACGGGUGUUGGAGCGGAUGCCAAUACAAGAUCCAGUGCAGCAGCAGACGGAUCAACCUUCUAACCCCACCGCCUCUUCUCCCGUAAUUCUCUCUACCUCUCCCCUUUUUUUGAGCUUCAAUAGACAUCAGCCGCCCGUUGACAGCGCUCUCGAAGCGACAUCGACCACGGAAGCCGCACCGACCGAGGAAGAGAUGCCGCAACGGGUGACAAUCGCGACGGAGGACACGCACAAGAAGACGGGCGGGGCACGCGCAGCCUCUUAUUCCCUGGGAGAGGAAUUGUGCCAAGCGGCUUACGAAGGGAGACUGGAGGGUGUUCGUCGUCUUUUAGAUUCUGGGACUAAUAUCAAUUACAUUAACAAGAGUGGACAGUCUCCUUUGAUAUCGUCGUUUUAUUUCAACCGUGAUGGCCGCUGUCAUCCAGACGUCGUCUCGCUGCUUUUAGAAAGAGGGGCGGAUGUCAAUCUAACCGACAUGGAUGGAAGAUGCGCAUUGCACCACGCUGCUAUCUUGCCUUCAAGCGUGCAGUGCGUGGAUCUGCUUCUCGCCGCAGGGGCCGACGUAGACGCCAGGAAUAACUUCGGGGCGACGCCUCUGAUGGAGGCAGCCAUGUCUCAAAAUGAGGCGACUGUGCGCGCUCUCCUGGCGGCCGGCGCCAGAAAGAACGUCACGGGCUGGAGGUGGCCGUGGCAGGAUAUGACGGCGUUCGACUUUGCUGCAACCGACGAAUUACGAGAUCUCCUUCGCGAAUGAUUGUCGAUGUCUCGCUUUCAGCUACCUACAUGACAAAAAAACUUAACUCUUUUUACUCUUCGCGUCAUGGAAUCUCUCAGAGAAGGAAUGUUUUCAUCUUUUGUUGCUCUUAAAGGGUGUGCUAAGGGGAUGAUUUUGUUGGCAUGUCCUUCUCUUGCAACUACAUAUUUUUAGUUUUUACUAAUACGUUAUAGCUUGUUAUUGGCUUCGAUACGGAGAUCGAUAUACACGGCAAAACUUACUUGGAUCGAAAGGGUCGUAUUGACGGGGAAAAUAUGAAAACAGUUGAAUGAUGAUAUAUGUUCUCUUGUGGAGGGAGUUAUGAGAGGGAAAUACGAAACGAAACCGACGCAAGUUAAUAUAUAGUUAAUUAGUAAACAAGUAAAUUUCAAUUUAUAAAGUUAGGUAAAAAAUAAAAUGAUUUAUUUCCAAGGGCAUUAACUGGUUCUAAUUAUCUCGGAGGUCUAUAGGCCCUGGGGCAUUUUGUCUCCGCUCGAUCAUUAGAACCCUUAUGUGCAUAUAUAACUAUUUUAUAUUUUUUUACCAUCCAUUAUACAUACUACAAAUCAUGUUAUAAUUAAAUAUAUUAUCUUUUAUUUUUAAAUUAAUGUGUCGUGUCUUAAGUCCAAUAGGCUAAUAUUAGGAAUAGUAUGAUAAUUCACUCAUAAGUCAGACAGUAUGGAUAACGUUCUUUGAAUGAUAACAAUCGGUAAUUUCGGACUUCACUCGGCUAAUGAAGGUAUUAGUUACAGCUGUUAGUUAAAGAGGGAUAAGUGUCCAAACGCAAAGCAUGUUGUGAAUUUGCGAGAUAUACUCUGGGAUAAGAAUUCGUUGGAUAUUAUACAGUGUACGAAUUCGAAGUUGUCUUAUGAAAAUUUUAAAGGCCACACCCAAUUCGCCAACUUCGAAAGGCGUACCGACGCGUCAUCUGAGAUGUAUGUAUGUGAGUUGGGAGCUGCAGCGUCACUUCAGCUCCCAAUUUUACGGCCCCCUAUUUGAAACUGCCUUUCUUUUCCCUUUUUCAUGCGUGACCUUGAGACGUUGUAACGUUGGCUGAGCAAUGUUUCCAGCUAGUAUUUAACUACCUUCUCAUAUUUGCAAGGGAUUGUAGGGAUGAGUAUCAGAUUUGCAUACGAUAUCCUGUUUUUUUUUGCCCCGUGUUCGAUUCCAGAUCGAGCUAAGACUAUAGUGUGUGUUUUCCUUUCAAUGUCACAAUAUAAGUUGCUGUGUGACGAUGAGAAAAUUUACUUCUCAGGUUGAAUAGAUUGGAAUACGGCAUGGGGAUAUCUACGUGCUAACCGCACGUAUCCCCU